Darwinula stevensoni is the source of this 990-nucleotide messenger RNA. The record is from the annotation of a GenBank genome assembly. Lineage: Eukaryota; Metazoa; Arthropoda; Ostracoda; Podocopida; Darwinulidae.
CACACUGCUCCAGUGAAACGCAGGCUACCGGUUGGUGUGGACAGUGGAGUAGGGUCGGUGCAAGGGACAAAGCCAUCACUGUCAGUGGCACCUGGACCCGAGAAGAGGCCUCGAUCAGAAUUAGUCACUCCUGAUGUUACCAAUCAGGCAUUGAACAGUGACGACUCCCAGCCAGCAGCCUGUGUGAAGUCAGAGGAGGACGACAUCGAGGAGAUAGAAGCAGUUCGCGAGGAUGACCAAUCUUACUGGACGGCAGAAGAAGGGAUGUCGACGACAGAAGGCGACAACAGUCAGAGCUCGUACCAGAUGGAGGGAGAGGAGUUUGAUCCGAGCGAAGUCCCUCCCAACAUUCCUCCCGAGAUUGCACCCGAGAGCUGCAUGAGAGACCAUAGAGGGAUUUGGUCUGCCCGAGAUUCGAUUACUGGCCUCAAGAUAUUCUUGUGUCCCUACUGCACCUAUAAGACACCAAAACGUACUAACGUCGUGACUCACAUUCGUACUCACACCGGCGAAAGGCCGUUCCGGUGUAACACAGUGACAAUGGAGACGACAGGAGUCUGGAGCGGUCGCCGACCGGAUCUCAACUGCAAGCUCUUCUUCUGUUCUCACUGCCUCUACAAGUCGGCCUGCAGGUCGCACGUCCUCGUCCACGUGCGCCAACACACCGGUGAAAAACCUUACACCUGCAACAUCUGUGGCAAAUCUUUCAAGGACAGGUCAAAUUGGAAGCGCCACCUGGCCACUGUGCACAGUUUGAGAAGAGGACACGAUGGGAUCUGGUGCGGACGAACGAGGGAGACAGGCCUCAAGCUUUACUUGUGCGUGUUCUGCAGCUACGCGUCGCCCCACCGGACGAACACCAUCCACCACGUCCGGUGCCACACGGGGGAAAAGCCGCACCGGUGCGCCGUUUGCGGCCAGAGCUUUCGGCAGAGCCAGCAUUUGAAGGGCCACGUAAUCACUCAUCACGGACAGACACGAGUGCACGAA